This is a messenger RNA of Triticum turgidum subsp. durum (durum wheat), 972 nucleotides long. Lineage: Eukaryota; Viridiplantae; Streptophyta; Magnoliopsida; Poales; Poaceae. The record is from the annotation of a GenBank genome assembly.
AUGGCUACGCCAAGCCUCAUACUACCGAAGGAACUACCAUAUGAAUUUUUGAAGAAAAUCACGGAUGACUUCUCAGAUGACCGUAAAAUUAGUGAUAGUCCAUUUGGAAUACUUUAUAAGGGAAUUAAUCCAGAUGAUGGCAAAGUGAUUGCUGUGAAGAAACUUCAGGAAAACGCACCGAUGCCACCUAACAAAGCAUUUGCGCAAGAGGUUCAGAAUGUUAUGGCGCUCAAACAUGAUAACAUAGUACAGUUGGUUGGAUUCUGCAGUGAAACAACAAAGAGAUUGGUGCAGUUUGAUAAAAGAUAUAUCCAGGCAGACAUUACCGAAAGUUUAAUCUGUUACGAAUAUUUACCCAAUGGGAGCCUUCAAAAGAAUCUUUUUGGAACCAAAGGUGACCAGGUUGUCUCUUCGGUCAACCCUAUUAUUGAUUGGGACACACGCUUCACAAUAAUCAAGGGGAUCUGCCAUGGUUUACGUUUUCUACACAAGUUGGAUAUUCCUAUCAUACAUAUGGAUUUGAAGCCUGAAAAUAUACUUUUGGAUGCAAAUAUGGUGCCAAAGAUCGCAGACUUUGCACUUUCUCGGGUAUUUGGCCAAGAACAAACACGAUUGUGCACACAAACAGUUGUGGGAUCAUAUGGGUACAUGGCUCCAGAAUAUUUAUAUAGAGGUGAAAUCUCGGCACAAUCAGACAUAUAUAGUUUAGGCUUGGUGAUAAUUGAGAUCACCACCGGAGAGCAGAAUUGCCCUGAAAAAGACCAACCAUCUGCAAGAAAUUUUAUUGAUAAAGUACGUGAAAAGUGGACAGAGGAGCACAUAGCAUCCAAGUACCCAUCGUUAGGGUAUGGUUGCCUCCAGCAAGUAUUAGCAUGCAUCAAUAUUGGGCUGAAAUGUGUUGCAAUUGAUCGGAAACUCAGACCUUCCAUUGUCGACAUUGUUCACAUGCUCAAUGGACUAGGUUCAAGAUGA